Messenger RNA from Amphimedon queenslandica, 718 nucleotides. Its product is annotated as mediator of RNA polymerase II transcription subunit 18-like. The record is from RefSeq and is a predicted model, not a curated record. The transcript is spliced from 6 exons. Gene Ontology annotation, molecular function: transcription coregulator activity. NCBI's taxonomy places the organism in Eukaryota, Metazoa, Porifera, Demospongiae, Haplosclerida, Niphatidae. Gene Ontology annotation, cellular component: core mediator complex; mediator complex. Gene Ontology annotation, biological process: termination of RNA polymerase II transcription; regulation of transcription by RNA polymerase II. The coding region runs from base 24 to 692 and encodes 222 amino acids.
ACACCUUUCUUUCUCUAGAUAAAAUGUCUGCUGGUUCUCUAUCUGUUGGUUCUGUGGCUAAAGGACAGCAAUAUGAGUUCCUUCUUUAUGGAAGCAUAACAGAAGCUAACUUACCAACCCUCCUUCACCGUUUAAGAGGUCUCUGUGACUAUACCACUAGCAGCAGCUCUAGAGGAGGUGGAGGAGGGAGAGAGGGAGGGAGGGAAGGAGUAGGACUGACCACUUUCACUGAUAGAGAGAUCACAAUGAAGAUUGAUUCUCAGAAUACCUCAAGACUGCAUGUAAGACAAUCGCUCGAUCUUCCCAACGCUCCACUAAUACUCUCGUAUCAUGGACAAUUAGAAAUCAGUGACCCAAACAGGCCUACAGCUGUUAGGACGUGCGUCCAUGCUGGCUGCAGUCAUAACCUGGUGGAGUAUCUUAGAGAAAUAGGAUUUGUGCCUGUGUAUGAGUUCUUCAUGAAAGGGUUUCUAUUUAAAAAAGGUCCAAUGAAGAUCCUUGUCUUCCAGUUACUACAGAGUGAUCAAGGUGAUGUUGAAAGUGCUCAACUUGUCGCUCCUAAUUAUUUAAUUGAAAUGUCAGCUGUUGCUGCCUCCGGUCAAGAUGCUGUUGGUUUGGAAAUGAAAAACAUGGCGGAGCACCUUAAAUCUAUUGUUAUAAUGGACAAAACUGAUGGUAUCAGUGUCAGAUAGAAUGUUUAUCAUUAUUAUUAUUAUUG